AAUGUGCACGCGCACAAUUGUUGACACUUCCACAACUUCCGGGUUGUUGCCCGCUGCCAGUUACAUCAUUUCUUGUUUAGAAUCGUCGCGUUAUUUCUAUGAUGACGCAUUGAUAUUAACUAACAGAAAUAUGGUGGAUUAAGAAUUAACAUAUUUUCGAGACAGUUUCUCUGUCGGUUAACCGGUGUUACCUCACCACCUGCUAAAGGUAGAACUAGUUGGUAACUAGUUAGCAUGUCGCCUUUGCAGAACGCCAGAUGAUAAUAUAGGUAAUUUAAAAAUAUAUAUAUUUGUCCUCGCCAUGACCGGUCUGCGAUGUCGGACGUCGGAUACUUUCGAGGUGGCCGAAGAAGAGGAGGAAGAACCCCGAAGGGCCGUAGAGGAUGAAGAGGCUGAAGAGAACCAACCGAAAGUAGGCGAGCAGGAGGAACUCUGUAAGCAGAAAGUGGAGGAUUCAAACAAACAAGAGUCGACGGACAGAGCACCCAAACGUCCUUCUGCAUUGAACGCUGUUCAGCGUGUGCUCGGGGUCUUGUUUGGAUGCUUGGUGGCAGUGGCGUGCGGCACGCUGUACGCUGCCUACCUCUCGGCAUUUCACGAGAGGAAGUUCUGGUUCUCCAUGAGGCAGGAAGUGGAGCGGGAACUCACCUUCCAAGGUGGCAGCGCUAUCUACUACUACUACUACAAACACAUGGUGGCGGCGACGUCUUUCAAUAGAGCAUUCUACGAGCUGACGAAGGACGACAGAACACUGGCGGGACAAACCAUCAACGCCGUCGAGCGUCUGUCUCUGUAUCCUGAAGUCGUCACCAGCUACAUUUACAGAGUCUCGGGCAGUCAGGAUAUGGUGGAACCCGUCUACUUUUACGUGGGCACGGUGUUGGCGCUUCAGGCGGUGUACGCCACGGCGCUGUUCACUUGCAGCUGGCUGAUGAGUGGCACCUGGGUGGCCGGCAUGCUGACGGUGGCCUGGUACGUCAUCAACAGACCUGAUGCCACCAAAGUGGAGCAGGCGCUUCCUCUGCGAGAGAAUUGGGCUUUGCCGUACUAUGCUUGUCAGGUGGCGGCUCUCACCGGAUUCCUGUCGAAUAACGUUGGCUUGGCUGGUGAGCUAUUAUGCUAUUUGACCUUGAGCGCCACCACGUUCACCUUUCUGCUGGUGUGGGAGCACAGCCACUAUAUGCUCUUCGUCCAAGCCUUGUGCCUCUUCCUUAUGGACUCCUUGGACCUGGUGCCACCUCGAAAGCUCUCCGACAUCCACAAGUUGUACGUCAGCUCCUUGCUCCUGGCCUCCUUUUUCCAUUUUCACAACGCGGCACUGCUGGUCUCACCGCUGCUCAGCCUCCUGAUCGGCUCCGGGCUGGCGAGGUACCCCACCGAGGUCGCGUCGUCGUGUCCCAUCAGAAACACCCUUAUGUCGUCAAACCUUCUCAGCAGGGGUUUCCAGAUGAAGAAGGGCCCUCUGGUGGCCAGAGUCAUGAAACUUUGCUUUCAUUUCCACCUGGUCUUCUCCACGAGCAUCACCGUCAACUAUUUAAUCAAGAAAGUCGUGCCUGUAAGUAAAGGUGAAUUCAUACUGAAGUUCUUGGAGGUGAAGUUUGGGCUCAAUAUGACAAACGAUUUUGUGAGCAACUUGCUGGUGUGCCAAGAGAGUCUUCAGUCUCCCGGUCAGGAUUUGUACCUUCGCCUCACUCAGUCGUCCAUCCUGCCUUUCUACCUGCUCGUGCUCGCCGUCUGCGUGGUGUCCGCGCUGCAGGCCGUUUUCACCAGACUCAGUGGUCAAGAGACGCAGAACGAUGAGCGGCGGCCGCAGGACGGAUAUGUGGGGGAGCGUCCCGAGGUCGUCUACCACGUCUUUCACACGCUGAUUUUCGGUAGCCUGACGCUGCUCUUCGACGGGAUGAAGUACUUCUGGACGCCGUACAUGUGUGCGUUUGCGGCAUUUGGCGUGUGCUCGCCGGAUCUGUGGAUGACCGUCUUUCGGUGGCUAAGAGUCAAGUCGGUCCACCCUGUUGUCCUGUCGUUAAUCCUGAGCAUUGCUGUUCCAACGAUCAUCGGCUUCAGUUUGUGGCGUGAGUAUGGCCACCGCGUCCUGACUGACCUGUCCGAGCUUGGGGAGUUUUACGACCCAGACACAGCCAAAUUGAUCGGCUGGAUCCGGACUCACCUUCCAGCAGCGACUGUGUUUGCGGCCAGCCCUCAGCUCCUGGGAGCCAUCAAGUGUGGCUCCGACGCCGCCGUCACCAGUUUGCCGCUACACUCGGAUUUAGACAUGCUGAGGAGGAGUGAAGACACCUACCAGGUAUACUCUAUGCGCUCCGCCGAAGAGGUCUACAAGAUCCUGACCUCCCUCAAGGCAAACUAUGUGAUCGUGGAGGAGUCUCUGUGCAACGAUUUCACCCUGGACCAGGGCUGCCGCAUCAAGGACCUGCUGGACGUCGCCAACGGACAUGUAAUUCAGGACAAUGUCAAGAUGUUCGCCUUCUCCAGACACCGCCGUUUCUGCCACGAAAUCAAAACCAACCUUUCGCCGUACACCAACUACUUCACCCGCGUCUUCUGGAACCGCUCCUACCACGUCUACAGAAUCAACACGGUCAUUUCCUUCCAGUAUUAACAGGAAACGGCAGGACUUGAGGUUUUUUUUUUUAAUAUCCAUGUUCUAGUUUGCACUUUGUCCUCACUGGUAAGACAAUUCGUGCACUAAUAGAAUGACAGUCUUACUCGUAAUGUUCAAGUGGCUUUCCAAAGAUGCGGAUCUUUGUGUACUGAAAUAUGCCAUAAUACUGUUUGUUCUAAAAUGUGUAUGUGUAUGUGUAAACAUACACAUUUGUGUAUACAUACACACACACACAGUAUAUAUGUAUAUAUAUUAUAUGCCGGUUGGAGUGACAACAUUGUUGUACUGUAAUUUAUAAAAAUGUGCAUUUACUGUUACUGUCUGCUGGAACUCAUUGGAGUUCCUGGGAUGCCAAUAUUGUCUCAGGCCAUACAGUAAUCAUGUUCACGUAAUAUGAAUAUGAUGAGUGUUGCUACAUCUUUUGGUAAAGAAACAACUCUUUGUUGCAUUAGUAGUGCCUCAAUAAAGUGACUGUGUGUGUUUUGGGA
Molecule: messenger RNA, 3108 nt
Organism: Hippocampus zosterae (dwarf seahorse)
Lineage: Eukaryota; Metazoa; Chordata; Actinopteri; Syngnathiformes; Syngnathidae
Product: probable C-mannosyltransferase DPY19L4
Exons: 18
Coding region: 302-2617 (771 amino acids)
Cellular component (GO): nuclear inner membrane
Molecular function (GO): mannosyltransferase activity
Source: RefSeq, a predicted model, not a curated record